AUGGUGAACGUCACGUACACCCCCGACAAUGACAUGGUCGUCACCGACGAGUCCGGUGUCCCCACGACCUACAACCUCGGCGACACGGCGUGGAUCAUCGUCGCGAUGGCCCUCGUAUGGCUUAUGAUUCCCGGCGUCGGCUUCUUCUACUCUGGCCUGCUCAGGAGGAAGAACGCGCUCUCGAUGAUCUGGGCGAGUAUGAUGUGUUUGGCCGUUGUAUCGUUCGAGUGGUUCUUCUGGGGCUACUCUCUCGCAUUCAGUGAUGGUGCUAACGCCUACAUUGGCGACCUGAAGUACUUCGGUCUCAAGGGCGUGCUCGGUGCGCCGUCAAUCGGCAGCACGCACAUUCCGGCAAUCCUCUUCUGUAUCUACCAAUGCAUGUUCGCGGCUAUCACGCCCAUGCUUGCUAUCGGAGCAAUUGCCGAGCGUGCGCGUCUCGGUCCGACUAUGGUAUUCGUAUUCGUCUGGUCUACUAUCGUUUACAACCCGAUCGCAUGCUGGACUUGGAACUCGGCCGGCUGGUCGUUCGUCCUCGGCGGCCUUGAUUUUGCUGGUGGAACGCCCGUUCACAUCUCUUCCGGUACAGCCGCACUCGCCAUCUCUAUCUACCUCGGCAAGCGUCGCGGAUACGGCACUGAGCGCCUCGCAUACAAGCCCCACAACACCAGCUACGUUGUCCUAGGCACAUGUUUCCUUUGGUUCGGCUGGUUCGGCUUCAACGGCGGUAGCGCUCUCGGCGCGAACCUCCGCGCCAUCCAAGCCUGCAUCGUCACCAACCUCGCAGCAAGCACGGGUGGUCUCACUUGGAUGUUGAUGGAUUACCGUCUCGAGCGCAAGUGGUCCGUUGUUGGAUUCUGCUCAGGCGCCGUUUGCGGUCUUGUCGCCAUUACACCCGCAUCCGGUUUCGUCGGUUCCCCCGCAGCGGUCCUAUACGGCGUUGUUGGCGCCGCCGCAUGCAACUUGGCCACCCAGCUCAAGUUCCUCCUCCACUACGAUGACGCACUCGACAUUUUCGCUGUCCACGCCAUCGGCGGCAUCGUUGGCAACAUCCUCACGGCCUUCUUCGCACAGGCUUCUGUUGCCGGUUUCGAUGGUAUCGCCGUGAUCGACGGUGGCUGGCUCGACCACAACUGGAUCCAGCUCGGCUAUCAGCUGGCCGACUCGACUGCCGGCUUCGCGUACUCGUUCGUCAUGACCACCAUUAUCCUCUGGAUCAUGCACUUCAUCCCCUUCCUCCGCAUGCGCACGACCGAGGAGGCCGAGAUCGUCGGGAUGGACGACUACGACAUGGGCGAGUUCGCGUACGACUACGUCGGUCUCGAGCAGGAUCUGGGCGUCUUGGAUGUUGAGGGUGGCCUCGCGCGCGAGAAGCAGAACGCAUUGAACGGUGGACGCGAGCCGAUGCACCAUCAUCAGCAUGCCGAUGAGUCGAGCUUGGAAAAGCCUGCAAACUCAACUGCGUAG
Molecule: messenger RNA, 1464 nt
Organism: Peniophora sp. CBMAI 1063
Lineage: Eukaryota; Fungi; Basidiomycota; Agaricomycetes; Russulales; Peniophoraceae
Source: the annotation of a GenBank genome assembly